AUGGAAAUAGUUCCCAUAAAUGAUAACAAUCAUGUCACUCCAGGAGAUGAGAUUUUUUAUGAAGAAGGAUGUAUUCCAGGAAAUGGAAUUCUAGUUGAAGGAAGUGAAUUUAUAUCUUGUGUACAUGGUACAGUAGAACGAAUUAAUAAACUUGUUUGUGUAAACCCAAUAAGGGCUCGAUAUUCUGGGAAUGUGGGGGAUGUUGUUGUAGGAAGGAUAGUAUCAGUUGGAGUUGGAUUUUGGAAAGUCGACAUUAAUGGAAAGAAUACUGGAUUAUUACAAAUUUCAUCAAUUAAUCUUCCAGAUGGGAUUCAACGAAGAAGAACAGAGAUUGAUAAUUUGAAUAUUAAAACGUUUUUUGAUGUUAAUGAAUUAAUUUGUGCUGAAGUUCAAAGUAUGAAUGGACAAAGUUGUAUUCAAUUACAUACAAGAAAUGAACGAUAUGGUAAAUUAAAUGAAGGGAUAUUAAUACAAGUUCAUCCAUCAUUAAUAAAGAGAUGUAAAUCACAUAUUACAUUAUUUAAAAAUGGGAUUAAAUUUAUUUGUGGAAUGAAUGGAUAUAUUUUUAUUAGCCUAAAUAAUGAGAGUGAUUAUUCAAAUGUUGGAUUUGAAAGAGUUGCUCGUGUUGCAAAUUGUGUAACUAUAUUACAAAAUAAAACAAUGCAUAUUAAUGGUCCUAUUGUUGAACAUUUAUCUGAAGAAACUGUAGGUUUAGGAAUUCCUGUAAGUUUAAUGUUACUCAAGAAAAAUCAAGAAUUAAUUAUUGCAAAAUACGUUGAAGAAAUGUCUUAA
Entamoeba histolytica HM-1:IMSS is the source of this 792-nucleotide messenger RNA. Its product is annotated as exosome complex exonuclease RRP4, putative. Bases 1 to 792 code for a protein of 263 amino acids. Lineage: Eukaryota; Evosea; Mastigamoebida; Endamoebidae. Gene Ontology annotation, molecular function: RNA binding. The transcript has a single exon. The record is from RefSeq and is a predicted model, not a curated record. Gene Ontology annotation, biological process: TRAMP-dependent tRNA surveillance pathway; CUT catabolic process; poly(A)-dependent snoRNA 3'-end processing. Gene Ontology annotation, cellular component: nuclear exosome (RNase complex); cytoplasmic exosome (RNase complex).